Messenger RNA from Ostrinia furnacalis (Asian corn borer), 1858 nucleotides. RefSeq lists its product as uncharacterized. Lineage: Eukaryota; Metazoa; Arthropoda; Insecta; Lepidoptera; Crambidae. The record is from RefSeq and is a predicted model, not a curated record. The transcript is spliced from 3 exons. Gene Ontology annotation, cellular component: transcription regulator complex; nucleus. The coding region runs from base 196 to 1026 and encodes 276 amino acids. Gene Ontology annotation, biological process: regulation of transcription by RNA polymerase II.
CCGGGAGCGGGCGGGCAUCUGCGCUCUUGCUUUUGUGCACGCGUCUCGGCCGCGCCGCUCCGGCGGGCGGGCGGCCGGCGCGUGCGAGCGAGACGGCGUUUGCGAGCUUGCUUCCCGCUGCGCGUGUCUGUCUGCCGCCAUGCGCGCCGCCGUGUUUGCUCCGCGACCUCGCGGCGGUAUGACGUGCGCUUAUUUAUGUUGGCGAUAAGUCCGCCGGCGAUGGCGUCUUCGGUGGCGGACGAGGCGGCGCCCGUGGGCCGCAUGGUGGACUCCAGCCAGUCGGAGGACCGCAAGAUGAUCCGGCUGGUCCGCGAGCGGCCGCUGCUGUACGCGCGCAACAACAUGCCCGUGGCCAGCGUGUACUCGCGCGUCAAGGGCCUGUGGCGCGAGGUGGCCGACCAGAUGGGCUGGAGCGUGAUGGACGUGCGGCGCAAGUGGUCCCACGUGCGCAACUCGUACUCGCGGCACCUGCGCAACGAGAUCCACGGCGCGCGCACCGGCCGCGGCCGCCGCGUGUCGCGCUGGUACCUGGCCGACGAGCUGGACUUCCUGCGCGAGCACAUGGCCACCGACCUACGAAUGUCACCUACCUUCCCAUACUCUGCAUCGCUUCUCGAAAUAGAAGGGAUAAAGUCGCCUCAGCAGGAGCCGGUGGAGACCAAGCCCUUCAUCAACAACCCCUGGCUGAGCAUCCCCUCGACCUUCGAGCCCAAGGCCGAGCCGCCCUCCAACGACGACAGCUGCAGCUCGACGUUCGAGGCCGACGAGAACUCCUCCUUUUUCCAGUUCUUCCGCGGCAUUCACAACGACUACCAGGAGCUCUCCGCCCGGCGGCAGCGCAUCUACAAGAAAAAGUGUUUGGACUUUUUGUUGGAGCUUCUGGACGAGCAGGAUUCGACGCAGUCGCCGCUGUACCAGAGCGGAGCCAUCAACCUGUCCAACUCGUCUCACGCCAGCGACGACGAGCGCGAGCACAAGGUCUGCGUCGUGGAGCACCUCGUGGAGCUGCCGCCCGCCUCCGACUGACUGUGAUACUGUACACGGCGCACGGGUGUGCGCAGCGCAUGAGCGGAAUUGAGACAAUUCCGUAUCUACUAGUUGUACUUAGAUACGAUAAGUAUAUAUUGUAGUUAUAUCUAGCUAUAAAGAGAUAAUAAUUAAUAAUCUUCUGACAGACUCACUAAAGGAGAACAAAAAUGAUUGUGUUGUCAUAACUUGGAGAUCAGAUUAUGAAAAAAUAAUAAUAUUUUUAAGUAUUUAAACAUAACUUGCAAGACCCAGGUAAGGUAUUUUCCCUUCAUAUAAAACGUAAUCCUAAUAAGCAUACAUAAUAAAAACGUAUCACUUACAAAACAGGUUCCAAACGUUGAACAUUUUCAUGUCAAGGCUGGAUCGCGAUAACAGCGCCAAGGUCAGGGCGUUGCUAACUCGUUCCGGAUUAUAACAAUACGAUUCAUGCUGGAGAGUAAAACGCAUCACUGCGCACAAUGAAAAUAAUAACAUGGUACACCUACGAUCACAAAUUCAUUUUUAUUUGCUGAUGAUCACCAAGAUGCUGAUGAUCAUUAAAUAAUAUUACAACCAUGCCUAUGCCAAUGAUUGUUAAAUCACUUUAAAUAGACAUUUCUAGUAGUGGAAGUUUCAAGUGCCACAAUAAACUGCAAUGGGUGGGAUAGGUGGGUAAUUGAAGUUCCGGGAAAAUGUUAUCGUUAUAUCAUAAUAUGCAAUUAUUUCAUGUUAAUUGUGACUGUUACUAUGUAGGUAUUUGCCGUUAGAAAUUCAAACAAUACCUUAUACCUACUAUUUUUUAUUCUGUGACAAUACCUACAAUAAGAGCUAUUGUAAAUUAUUAUAAUAA